AUGGCUACACCUUCCUACGAGCACUACCCCCGUCUCAAAUCACCCAAAAGUCUUGAGUUCAUAUCAGUCAGCAGCAUCAUUGGGGUCACCAUAUUUUAUUCAGAUGGCGAGGCUCUAGAGGUCGCCGGCCCAUCAGGCGCGUUGCUGGCUUUCGGCAUCGUCGGUGUAAUCGCUAUCUGCGUUAUGGAGUGCGUUAGUGAAUUAAUACAAAUGUUUCCAACGCCAAACGCUAUAGUGGAAUUCGUUCGGGUGUUCGUGGAUGAAGAUUUGUCUUGGGUGAUUGGAGUUGCAUACUGGUAUACUUGGUCCUCCAUCUUCGCAACACAGAUAAUUGCUGCUGCUGCAUUCACAAACUAUUGGGGCUUCGCACAAGUGUACCAGACAGUCUUCAUGUACUUUCUCACGCCGGUCUUACUCUUAGCUAUAAAUCUGUGUGGCGUGUUUUGGUUCGGCUGGAUCGAGACUAUUGGUGGAUUGGUGAAAAUUGGCAUGGUGUUCGGGACCGCCGUCUUCAUGUACAAUAUACAUAGAACCAAUCACAUUGGGUCUAAAUUCAUCGCAGAAGGUUUCACGUACAAUCCAGCAUAUGCGAUGAACGCAAAUGUUGCGGGGUGCUUUGUUAUCCCCCUCAUCUCAUACGGUUUUCUUGGAGUCGAAAUGAUCUCGGUGACCGCGUUCGAGGCAAGAGACCUGGUCUCAUUAAAAAGACCCUCACAGAUGAUCGCCUACUUCAUUUUAGCACUCUACUUGUUUGUAACAUUAAGUGAGUUCAUGAAUGUGAAAUGGACCAACGAUAAUCUUCCGGAUCUUUUUGGCGCUGGUGGAAAAGAUAGUUCUACAUAUGCCGGCGGCACAAGACUUCGUUCACACGCAAUAGUCGUCAUCGCUGCGCUCGAGGCUCGCUACAAGCACGCACCUGGGAUACUGAAUGCCUUCAUGAUCUAUUCAACAUUGAGUGCAGCCAAUUCCGCCCUAUACAUUUCCUCGCGGACGUUACACGGCAUGACACUGAAGAUUAAAAAGACCUCGCGGAUCAGUAUAUUCCGAGGUCUCGGUAGUGUCUGGCAAAAGACGGGGGUGCCAAUGAGAGCCCUGGGUGUAUCAUGCGGCGCCUUUGUUUGGCUACCAUUCUUACAAUUAAGGCGUGGUAUAGCCGUAGCGGAGGUUGCUGCUCGAAAUAAUGGCGGUAUCGUCAAGCGUCAGUGGCCUCCUCGUAUGGGCCUCUAUCUGCCUGGCUUUCAUACGUUACUGGUAUUGGGGGGAACAAAGAGCUCUCAGUCUCCCGCGUGGUAUCAUCAUGCCAUGGGAAAGCGGCAGAGGCGUCGCACUGCUGAUGAAGUCACCUCAAAAAUCCAGAGGUCCAUCAAAAAGUGCUUUCAUCAGUCGAAUUCCAAUGGCGAGAGGUUUAUCUGCAAGCGCGGUCUCCAAUCUGUCUGGACAGACCACCAAGUCGAGUCUAUCCCUGCAUUCAAGGCCGAAGGUUUCAACGGAAAGGACUACAAGGUUAUCAAAGAGAGAUUCUUGGUUGUCCUGUCGAUCGUCAUAUUCAUAGACUGGGACAACUUGGAAGCAUUUCGUGAAGUAUUCGUCGAGCAGAAGCUUGAUGACAACGCCUUAUUUUUCAACGAGGACCAAUUGAGAGGCUUACGUGGUGGUAAAGAUAAUUUCUUAACGCAACAAUAUCUCUUCAGACCAACGGUGAUUGAGGAGCGUUCGGAUUGCUUCAUACAGAACAUUCCUUCCGAUCACCGCUUGCCUUUCAUUAGUGAACCUGAACGCCUCGGGGAGGGAGGGUAUGGAGCGGUGACGAAGAGGUAUGUCGCCGUCCGGUGUCUCAAAGAAGGCGACAAAGACAACUCGGAGCCUGUGGCAGUCGCAUGUAAAGAAUAUUUUACUGACAGACCGCAAGAAGACUUUGAGCGAGAAGUGCACAACCUCAACUUCCUUAAAGAGUCUCUGAGAGAAUCUAGAUGUGUAAUGAGACAUUUAGCUGCUAUUGUGCAUGGACCCAAGUUCCUAAUACUCUUGCCUCUAGCAAAGUACUUCAACUUAGAGGUUUUCCUUCGCGAUGGGAAGGAACCUGUCAGAACAACUCAACAGUCUCGCCAGAGGUACUGUUUCGUCGAGAGGUUCCCACAUCUGAACCAUGAUGGGCACUUACACAGAGCCAUCGUGAAGCAAGCAUACGGACUAUCUGAUGCUCUGUUAUGGCUGCACAGAGAUCUACGAAUCUUUGAAAGAAAAGAUUGUUACCUCGCCCACAUGGAUCUAAAGCCAGAGAACAUCCUCAUUGAUGGUGAUCCUCACAAUCCUGACACACCAGCUGGUGAAUGGAUGCUGUCGGAUUUUGGUAUUUCUGCCUUCAACAAAAUGUCAAAUGAGAAAGUCUCUCAGACACCGGCCAUUCGCGACUUUGUGUCUCGUGUCACCUCGCAAGCACCUUCGAUCAGAGUUCAACGAGGCCACGGACCUUAUCAGCCGCCUGAAGUCGCUUUGGAGCGCGAUAGGGAGGCCUCGACUUCGAGAUUCUUGGCUACAGUUCGUCCGCUUGACGGGCGCAAAUGUGAUGUCUGGUCUUUCGCUUGCAUACUCUCUGACCUCCUUGCUUUUGCACUGGAAAGGGGAAAGGGUCGUAGAAGGCUGCAGAAGGCUAGAAGUGGUACAGCGGACGACAACUUCUAUUCAUUCACCAGUCUACCCGAGGAAAAUGUUACGACAAUUACAGCUAAGAACACGGAGAUCAAGAAAGGCGUCGUGGGUUGGCGUAGGCAGAUUGCAGAGACCCAUCCCUCGACUUGGGUUGUCGAUUAUACGGCAAUGCUGGAGAAUGUCAUGAAGCCUUGUCCACUCAAUCGCCCAAACAUUGAAGUCAUUGUCGAUUGUCUAUUGGAUAUAGGGCCAAAAAUGGUCUCCGUUGGUCAAGACGUUCAAUCAACCAAUUCUCAGCUCUUGCAGAUACCAGGUUGGCAUCUCCCUCACGUCCCGCAGCCUAUUGGAUCACCACAGAGCGGAAGGUCAUCGAUCGCUUUUGCAGAUGAGCCAACCUCUCAAUCAAUACAACCUGCAACUUUAGAGCCAGCUGAUUUAGUCAUCCCGACUGGUCAGAGUCACGUUCCAUCGCCGUCUCCCCAGAUACAUACUAGGACCUCUGUGAAUAACGAUUCGGCAGUAGGAAGCAGUCAAUCUUCAAGCGGCACAAUGGCCAGUCAAGAUAAUUCGAAUAGCACACAAAAUAUACGAGAUCAAAAUGGGGUAGCGCAUCCAUCUACUACUGUGAUUGCUCAACCUUCGUUGAACGCUACUCAUCGAAUUCAACAUGACAGGGAUUUUCGCGCAUGCGAAACAGAGAAUCUGCACCUUCCAAAGGAGGCCCACAUCAAGACCGUCGCGCUCAAUGUGACAGGUACGAGUGUGGCUGUCUUAUUUGAGGGAUACGUGCAGGUUUUCUCUACUGCGUCUGGCGCUUUUCUCACUGAACGUAUAACACCCUCAAGCCAAGGACACUGGUCAAAAGUACGGCUAGCUGACCCUUUCCUGGCACUUUAUGGCAAGAGUACAUCACACGAGAAGCACCACAAGGCUGAGAUAUAUGAUAUAACGACUCCAGUAAAAAGAAUCUUCCCUGACAGUGCUUAUCAUAAGGUCGAUCCCUUACUUGAUCUUCUGCUCUCCAAAAAUGGCGUCGCUGCGAGUAUCUACUUACGUCGUGUUGCAUUCGACUUCUUGCACUUGAAGCAGACAAUUGAAAUCCAGAUUCCUGAUGAUUUAGGUGACAUUCAACGAGGAGCAUUUGGGUAUGACGGACGCUAUCUUUUCGUAUGGACAGUCAGUGCUGCAGCAGGCAGCGCAAUCGCCUACGAAGUGAGGUCAGAAACUCUUUCUAGCAUAAGCGAACUAGAUCAGAGGAAUACCAAUCAGCAGCGUGGUCUACGACACGGAUUCUAUGACGCUGGUCCUUACCAGGUUGAUCGAAUUGCUGAUCCUGCUUGUCAAGGAUUUGAGGCUAUCAGUGAAGCCGUGCAAACGGUUCCUAUAUGGCUGUAUGGACCAUUCACCAGAGAAAUGGUCCGCGAAGGGGCUCUCUAG
Messenger RNA from Bacidia gigantensis, 4086 nucleotides. RefSeq lists its product as uncharacterized. The transcript is spliced from 13 exons. Gene Ontology annotation, biological process: protein phosphorylation; transmembrane transport. The coding region runs from base 1 to 4086 and encodes 1361 amino acids. The record is from RefSeq and is a predicted model, not a curated record. Gene Ontology annotation, cellular component: membrane. Lineage: Eukaryota; Fungi; Ascomycota; Lecanoromycetes; Lecanorales; Ramalinaceae. Gene Ontology annotation, molecular function: protein kinase activity; ATP binding.